Molecule: messenger RNA, 4668 nt
Organism: Closterium sp. NIES-65
Lineage: Eukaryota; Viridiplantae; Streptophyta; Zygnematophyceae; Desmidiales; Closteriaceae
Source: the annotation of a GenBank genome assembly
AUGACAACUAUCUCGCGCGAUUCCGACCUGCCGUUCGAUCCGGACAACGCGCGGGCUGCCUUCCAUCGUAGGAGCGUGUCGCUCGCGACAGCAACCUCGCAUUUGCGGGAUGCGAACCAAGCUUGGGCGUCGCCCACCCUGUUCGUUCCCCCACCGCACUCGCCGCUGUCACAACUCCCGCCUUUGCUAGAAAUCUGCGGCAACGACGGAGCCGCGGUGGAUGGCGCUGGCGCAACACGGCGGAAAGAUGCGGCGGGGGAGCAAACGGCCGUAGACGCGGCAAUGCCAGAAGCUGUCGGCGACAGGACCAACGGAUACCUUCGGGGCGACGAGGCGUCCCGGCGGCCGCUUGGCCGAACCCGCUCUCAGGCCAUCGGGCCGACUCACCAAGCGACGCGAGCGACUCUCCUGGCGUCGCCUUCGCAGCGCUACGAUUCGUCCUCAUUCUCGGGAAGCUUGAAGGAGAGGACGAGCGAACACGCGGCGCGCAUUAGGAACAUGAUGCAGAAAGAACGACUCGAUUUCUUGGAACCACCGUCGAACGCGCAGCCCGCGACUGUAAAGGUCGACCCCGAUGACCCGCGCGCGCUUGCGGAAGGACUGCCCUUGAACUCUCCGCAGCUGCCGCAGCAGCAAAAUGCUAACGGCGAAACAGCGCAAGCGACGGUUUCGCCGGGGGGACACCGGCGGGGAGGUAGUAACCAGUUGGGGGGGCUGCAGGCACAUCUGCCGCACCUCCUGGCCGCGACCACGCUGAGUCGACGUGGCAGCAUCACCAGCAGCCACGCAAGAGACAGCAGCUACGGCAGCGGGAUCAGCUUCAGCGGCAGUAGCGGAAGCAGCGCUAGUGGCGUGAGCGGCGCUAGUGGCAUCAGCGGUAGGACCAGCAACGCAGGGGUACCAGCGUUUUCCCCGAACGCGGUAGCAGUCGGAUCAGUCACCGUCGCCCCCGCCUCUUUUAGUCCGCAAUUCGCCAACCCUUUCUCUACCGAUGGCCAAACCCCCUCUCUAGGCUCGGUGGCUCCGGUUAGGGUAGCGCCAGUCGAACUUGAGUUACCGGGUUCACCGGCAUCUUCGGCGUCGCCAGCGUGGUCGCCUUCGCCAAUAUCGCCACCAGAAGGCGGGUUCAUUCCAACCAUUCGCAGGGCAAUCUCUCUCGCCGUGCAGCGCGCCAAGCCGCAACAGCAGCUGCAGCAGCAGCUACUGGUACAAGCGCAUCCCGUGCUUGCGAUACCGACUCGAAAUGGGACAGCUGCUGCCCUCGCUGCUGACCCACCCACGGUUGAAUUCUCGCCCUCGUCUUGUCCCGUCGCUCUCGGCCAUGCGUCAGCGCAACCAAAGACCGCAGCCGCGCUUUGUCCCAAAUGCGGCCAUACCAUGGCCCCCGCGGCUUCUUCCCCCGACGAAGGGCGGGAAUCCGCGCAGGGGCGGAAGGGCCGGCGGCGCGUGCCGGCUGCGGCGGUGGAAGCGGCGGCGGCGGCGGCAAAGGCCGCGCAAGCCGCCGCGAUGGCCGCAGAGGCGGCUGCUGCCGCCGCGAAAGAGGCCGCCAGCGCCGCCGCCGCUGCCGCCGCGGCGAUUGCGGAGGAGAUGGACAGUGACUGUUGGGAGAGUGACUGUAUGGGGGAAGAAGCGGGGAAGGGCGGCACUGGAGGAGUCGGGUGCGACACGGUGGCGUGCGUCCAGGCGGCAGUGGGUUCUGGCGCGAGAGGCGGGGAGGAUAAGCGCGCCGAAUCGGUAGCUUGCAGGGAAGGCGGGGCGAUGGGUGCGGAGGGAGGGGGAAAAGCGGCGGAAGAGGGCGCAGAGACAGCGAGUGCGGAAGCAGAGGAUGGAGCGGGGCAAGGCGUAAGAGGGGACAGUGAGGCUGCAACGGCGGGGCAGGGGGAGAUGGGUACUGGUGAGACGGAAACGAGGGCAGGGGAAGAAACAGGCGCGGCGGCGGCGGGACGAGGGCAGAAGGCGCAAGGCAAGUACAAGCGACUGUCGCCCCGGCCUGUGAUUGUAGAGAGAAGAGGAUUUUCAGAUGCGCGCGCUAUACAGCCACCCCCUAGUGCAGCCGCCACCAUGGGCAACGAGGAAGGGGGGCCGGAGAGCGGCCGUGCGCGCGGCGGAAUGGGCCAACAGUCGCCCCGGGGGCGAAAGGGGAGGGAGAGGGGGAUUGAUGGAGCGGAGGAGAGCAGGGUAACAUGGGUGGGGCCUGGGGCGAUGAACGGUGAAGAUGCAACGGAUAGCAGCGAAGGUGCGGACGAGAUGGCGGCUGGGGAUACGGGGGGUCACGAGGGAUGGGAGCAGACGGAGCAGAAGGGGCAGGGGGAGCAGCGAGCGCCGUUCCCCUCGCCCCCUCCCCACGCUGAACCGCGACUGCGCGCUGCACCCCCAGCUGCCAGGCCCCUCGACGCGUCUUCUCCGCGCGCCCACUCGCCCCGGCGCCUGUCGCCCUCAGCGCGAUCGCCCCGUGCCACGUCGUCUCCAAAGGCCGUGUCGCCUCGAGCAGGCGCAGGCACCCGCGCAGACACCCGCGCAGACACCCGCGCAGACACCCGCGCAGACACCCGCGCAGGCACCCGCGCAGACACCCGCGCUGGCGGGCAGUCGGGGACAGGCAGCAGUGGCAGCGAGGGCGAGGAGUACCACACCCCCCACAGCACCCCUCCCCCGCCCAGCGACAGCCUUCCCUCCGCGCUGCACCACGCGCAGCAGCUGGCGGGGCUCCCCUUGAGCCCGUCGCUCGAGGCGUACCUUGUUGACGCGCGCGCCGACCACGCCGCGGACGGCUCCUGCGCGGAGCCUCCGGAGGCGCACGACACGGGGGAGAGAAGCGUGGAGUGCGGCGAGCAAUACGGCGCGGAGGGCGGGGAGGACAUCCCCCUGAUUGACGACGGCCCCGUCGCCGCCCCGAGCCGCCCCCCGAAGUCGCCCAGGCCGGAGCGCGCGCUCUCCCCCCUCGCUGCGCGGGGCGCGCGGCAGCCACGCGCGCGCCAGGCGCCUGCUCGCUCGCCGCGGUCGCCCAGGACGAGAGCGGUGAAGGACGGUGCGUGGCGGUGCAAGUCCAUGCAGGAGGGCUCCUCCAACCCCCCCAGCGCCGCCAGCGCCAGCCGCGCGGGCGGGUCUAGCGCCGCUGCUGCCUCCACCGCGCGCCCUGCCGCGCGCACGCGGUCCUUCCGCGAACAGUCGCCCCGCGGGACGCUGAGGAGCGCAGGCGGAGGGGGGAGGGUGCUGCGCAAGGCUGGGUCAGAGCCAGAGGAGCGGGGGGGGCUGGGGGAGGGGGGUGGGGGAAGCAGAGCAGGAAGGGGCGCGCGGGGCGGGCAGGUAUGGUCGCAGGCGCGGCCCAGGUCGCCUAGGGAGGCGCCGCGGUCGCCCAGGGCGCGCUCCAAGUCGCCCACCGACGGGCUCAGGUCGCCCAGCGAGGGGCUGCGCUCCCCCCGCGCUGCAGGCAGGUCCCCGCGCCCCCUGCCUUCCCCCAACGCCGGGCUGCCUGGGAGGGACGUGGGCGCGGGGGAGAGGGGCGCGGGGGGGAGGAGCAGGCAGGCGCGGAAGGUGAGCAGCUGGAGUGGCCCGGGAAGGGCGGAGGGCGGGGGAGGGGGGGAGGUCGACGCGGAGGAGGCAGGGCGACGCACAGGAGCAGAGAGCAGAGCAGGGGGAGGGGGAGCGGGGCGGGGAGUGGGGCAGGGCGGGUUGGGGCAGGGGGGAUCAGCGUCGUUCUCAGCAGGGGGGGCGCGGGUGGCGGAGUUUAUCCUUGGGCGCGCAUACAGGGACGUGGGGGAGGCGUACGAGGUGGGGGGGGAGCAGCUGGGCGUGGGGCAGUUUGGGGUGAUCCGCGCGUGUGUGAGCCGCAGCACGGGGCAGGUGAUGGCGUGCAAGGCCAUCAGCAAGGAGCGCAUUCUGGUGAGCCCUGCGUGGGGGCUGUUGGGCUGUUCAUGUGCAUGCACGCGCGACCACGUAACCGUCCCCCCUCAUCCAUCCCCACCUCAUCCCACCCACCAGGCGCAGGAGGACGCGGAGGACGUGGCGAAGGAGGUGCGCGUGAUGCAGCAGCUGCGCGGCCAUCCGCACAUUGUCAAGAUCCACCGCGCCCUCGAGGACUCCCAGAGCGUGCACAUAAUCAUGGAGAUCUGUCGGGGCGGCGAUCUCUUUGACCGAGUCAAGGCGGGCGGCAGGCUGAGCGAGCGCAGUGCGGCGGCCAUCACGGGGCGGCUGGUGGAGGCGCUGCUGUGGUGCCACGAGAAGGGCGUGGUGCACCGCGAUGUGAAGCUCGAGAACAUUCUGCUCAAGCAGCGCGGCCACGACACCGACAUCCGCCUCACUGACUUCGGCAUGGCCGCUGAGGUCCACCCAGGCGAGGUGCUGACGGAGCUGAUAGGCACGCCAUACUACAUGGCACCGGAGGUGCUGGCAGGCUCAUACGGGCCCGAGGCGGACAUGUGGAGUGCGGGCGUGGUGCUCUACAUCCUGCUGUGCGGCCUGCCGCCCUUCUACGCCGCCUCCAACGAGGGCAUAUUCGACGCCAUCCGCAGCAAGGACGUGCAGUUCAAGGCGCCCAAGUGGCAGGGUGUGAGCAGCGCUGCCAAGCAGCUCAUCAGCAGCAUGCUGGAGAAGAACCCGCGCGAGCGCAUCACGGGAGAAGAGGUCCUUGAGCAUCCUUGGAUCAAGGCAUAUGCGUUUGAUGACUAA